This is a messenger RNA of Prorocentrum cordatum, 2456 nucleotides long. The record is from the annotation of a GenBank genome assembly. Lineage: Eukaryota; Dinophyceae; Prorocentrales; Prorocentraceae.
GAGACCAUCCACGACAAGAACGAGUACAUUCAGCUUGCGCUGCGCACUGGCUUGACGGACUGCACUAUCUUCGUUCACAACACGCCCGUUGUCGUCUUGCUGUGGUUGAUGCAGUACCACAGCGAGUUCCACAAAGGUGCUCGAUAUUCCUUCUGUGAGAUGAUCAGUGAGACGCCUGAUAUCGAGGCAAAAUGGCUCGUCUACAAGAAGCAGAAAGGCGUGGCCUCCCGCAUGGGUGAGACGGUUCAGAUCAAGAAUAAAGAUACCAACCUCAUGGAGACCAAGAAGCUGACCUACGAGCAGUCGUACUGGCGCUGGAUACCCAUGAACUUCGGCGGGAAGUUCACCACGUUUCAGGUCUUCGACGCCGCCAAGAUCUUCGAGCACAAUCUUAACAAGUUCGGGCUCAAGGACGAGUUCUUCCAGUUCUACCAGGCGAAAUGCAACUUCCUCAGUGAGCGUUUCAGCACGGAGGUCAGCGUCAAGGUGUUGCACGGCAUCUCGACCCUGUUGGCCGGCGGCAACUUGGAGGGGGGCUUGACAGCGGCGCAGCUCAAGACGACGGCGUUUGAGACCUUGAAGUUCUGUGUCCCUCUCGGCGACACUGGAGACGGCACUCCUCCUUGGAUCUUCGACAAGUUCGACGUCGAGGCGGCGCGGUACAUUCUCACUCCGAUGGCCGAGAGCAAGGUGUAUACGAAGAAGCCGCAGUUCGAGCUGAAGGGGGAGCUCCUGAAGACGUUUCCAGACCUGACGGUGCCACAGGAACAGUUCGACACCUUGACCACCUUGACAGCUGGUUCGGAACCGCAGCUCGCUUGCUUCGCUGACGACGUGUGGCGCCUGAUCGAGCACAGCAUUCGCAUCGUCGACGCCUUCGGUGUCACCGACAAGCUUCUCUCUACCAGCCAGACAGCUCUGAUCCGCAAGGUCGCGUCGUUAUCAUUGGAAUUCUGUUUUGCAGCCACGCUGACGCUCAACAACAAGACCUACACGAGCUGUGGCAGAGUGCGACCCCAGCUGCAGCGCCUGAUUGUCGAUGCGCUCUUGAACGCCCCGCCGGCUGGCAACUCGGGCGUCGGCGGCCGUGACCAAGCGGCGGCUGUGAUCGAGCGCAUCAUGAGCGGGACCUCCUUGGAUGAUGACGAGAAGGAGUCAUUGAACGAGUCUUCGAGUAGGAUUGCCAUCUUCAUGGAUGAGCCCGCCAUGGUUGACGGGCUGAAGGGCGGAACGGGGCUGCCAUUGCAGCUGCCUCAGCUCAUGGCGUAUAUCUGGGCGGCAGUGAAGAAGCACGUCGACCCCGAGUGGAUCAAUACCGCAGCGGACACAGUGGUUGCGGCUGCAGAACACAGCGGCGAAGCGCCUUCAGUCAUCACCAGCGUCUUCGCCAACUUCAAGAAGGCCGUCGAUGCAAGCCACAUGCGUGGCGAGUACGUGCUCGCAGUGGUGGCGUCGACGUGCGGGCCACCAGCGCUCAUGGCAAAGCCGUGCGGCGUCUGCAUGAAGACCGCCCUCGCCAGCAUGAACAUCCAGACUGUAGCUGUCGCUCUUUGUGAUAUCGAUGCCUGCCAGGACUCCGAGGACGCAUGGGUGAGAUUCUGGGUCGAUGCCAUCGGGAAGCUCGCAGAGGAGUCCCAGGUUGCGGCGCUGCCCACUCCCAUCAUGACGCUCGCAGACAUCUACGAGCUCGCCGACGCCCCCAUCCUCAAGGAGGGCGGCAUGGAGGUUAGAGUGGGCGCGUGCUAUCUGGGGCGCGCCCAGCGCGCCCUCGAGAAGAUCGUUUGGGACAUGGUCGACCCGAGCUGUUUCGCCGAGGCCGUCGCCAUUGACUUGUCCAAGAAGGGUGGUGAGCCAGUUGCGCUCGAGAUCACGGCGAAGUUGAACUUUGUGUUUGCUGGAAGCGUGCAGCUCUGGCAGUCGCCGCCGACCAAGAAGAGUUUCAAGCUUGCCACCGCCCUCGGCUCUGACGUGCGGUUGCACGGGGAUGCGCGCUCUAAGACCACGUCGGAAUGCCCCGUCCCAGCCUGGAUGGUCGGCACCACGCCCAAGGAGGCAGAGGCGAACGUGGAGUUGACCUACACCCACAAGGUCGUGUACCUGGACGCGCUCUCGCUGUACCCGUGCGCCCGCGACGUCGCGGACUCGCUCCGCAUCGACAUGACGGCGCCCCACCUCGCGCCAUUGGCCGCGCGGGUGGGGGCGACAGCGACGCCCGGGGCGCCUUUUGUUUUGAAGCGGUUCGCUGCUGCGACCGAGGGGCGCCAGACUGGCGCCAAGCGGUCUGCUGCAGCAGCAGACCUCAGUGGCGCUGCCGCAGUGUGCUCUGGGCCUUCUGCGAAAGCUAUCCAGGAGCGUUUGGGCGCCAUCGCAGCGCAGAAGGCUGGCGGAUCGCCCCCCGCGCCGAAGCCCGAGGCUAAGGCCAAGAGCAGGGGUCUCGCCGUGGGCAAGCACCUCUU